AUGGUAUCAAUUUCAACUUUUUAUUUUCUGACAUAUUUUAUCAUUUUCAUGUCAAUAGGUUUCAUUGCUUCGCUCUUAAUUUUACCAUUAUUAGGAAUAUCAUUUCUUUUCGCAACAGGUGUCGUUGUAUUUGGAUUUGUCAGUAAUUUAACAUUCAAGAUGGGUCAAUAUAUCUAUUUCAAAACCGAUAGAAAUUUGAAAAAAAUCUUAGAUAGAAUGGCUUUACAAAGUGGUUCCAAAAAUCAAGAUCAACAAAUUGAGCUACAUGACGAUGAAAAUGGACGUUAUACUCAAACCACGUUGAGUGUUCGUGAUGAAAAUGUAAUACAUCAUUAA
Molecule: messenger RNA, 336 nt
Organism: Kazachstania africana CBS 2517
Lineage: Eukaryota; Fungi; Ascomycota; Saccharomycetes; Saccharomycetales; Saccharomycetaceae
Exons: 1
Coding region: 1-336 (111 amino acids)
Source: RefSeq, a predicted model, not a curated record